Messenger RNA from Didymodactylos carnosus, 1416 nucleotides. Lineage: Eukaryota; Metazoa; Rotifera; Eurotatoria; Philodinida; Philodinidae. The record is from the annotation of a GenBank genome assembly.
AUGAUCUGCAUGGCGUUCGCUACUCUCAAUUCUUGGACUGCUCUGGCUGCAAGUCUAAGUGUGGCUUUACCGUCCAGUAGUCCGCACGAUCCUAUGGGGAUUAUAUAUCAUGGGGAAGUUCGACGAUUUCCUAUAAUUACUAUUGAUAAUGAACCAUGUGUACUACUUAAAGAUAUUAAGAAUGAUUUUCCAAAAAUAACAUCUUUGAGUUUAAAUGGUUGUCGUAUCAUAUUCUUAAGUGAUAAUAAAGGAAAUCGAUUAAAACCACCAAGAAUAGUGGCACAACCAGAUGAAAUAUUUGAUGGUAAUGAAGCACGUUGUGUAACAGCUGAACGUCGUGCGAACGAAAAGAUAGACCAAAUUAGUCGAGAGAUUAUUGAUAUUGGACAUAGAUUGACUGGAAGAAAUGAUGCUGCAUUUCGACUGAUGUAUGGACUAGCUGAAUUUACCAUACCCGUCUCUUCAUUGUUUUACCAGAUCCAAGAAGAAGAGCAGCCGCAUUUGGCGUUACAUGAAGGUUACUUUAUAAAAAAACCAAAAGAAUUCUUAAUUGAAUAUGGUCCGCAUUUACGUGCCAUGAUAACUAUUAUGAAAGCAGCUGUGACAGCUGCAGGUUUCGUUAUUCCGGCUUUAGUUAACGUUGUACCAAGUAUAAAAAUACCAGAUUUACUAAAAGACUACGAAGUUUUGGACAAGUUUCUCGAUGCACUUAAUAAAAUGGAUAACGUAUUAGAUGAAGUCACUCAGCCAGUUUCUUCAAAUACCCCGCAGCGUGUAGAAGGUGUCGAUUUGCGAAAACUUCAAACAUUUUUAGAACGAGCUGAUAAGUGUAGGACGCUCGGUAACUUAUCUCGUACAACAACAGACACGGGUAAUGUUCGAUGGGUUUGCCUUUUGCAUUACGAUAAAAAUUACACUACAAUACGUAAUGAAGACAUGAUAAGACAAUUUGAAACGACUGUCGGUGUAUACAAAAAAGAAACGGCUACAGCUACAGUUAAAUCACGAAAACUUUCGAGUGAAAAUAUAAAGAUGCUCCGUGAUUCAAUCAAAAAUGGAUUCGACAUACGUGAACUUAGUUUAGACAAAUGUGAACUGUCUCAAUCGGAUUUUGAUAAAUUAUUAUUAGUUAUUAAGCAUAAUUCAUUGCUGAAAGUAUUGACAUUGAAUGACAUCAAAGUUAAACCAAUGUUUGGAAGGGAACUCAGUUGUGACGAGAUCGAUGGUAAACUUGACGCGAUUUUAGCUGAUAAAAAAGAUUUAGAUAUAAAUUUUCUUAUUGCCAAACGAAGCUUCGAAUCGUUACAACUCGUUGAAUUUCCGAGACCGUCCAUAGCAGAAUCGACCUUUUUGAAAAGUCAUGGUACCUUCCGAGUGUCUAAUUUCGCACUCGUACAGCUAGUUCGAAGGGCUUAA